GACAAACCCCAUUCUGUCACCCUUCCAUUACCAAAUAAAUCUUUCCCUCUCCCUAUAUGCAGGGAAAGCAGCACAACCCACCAUACAAACCAAACAAAGCUUCAUCAAUCAUAGCCUCUCGUCACAGCCAUAUCUUCCUGUUUAUGCCGUUGGCGGCCACCACACCCCCCACAGCUCAGUAAAAAUUAUAAUGAGAAGAAACAAUGGAGUCAGAUCAGAGACCCCAUCGCACCAAAAGCAGCAGCAGCACCGCUAGUACGGCCACCAGCGAGCUCUUCAUCUGCUUCACCACAUCCCGCCUCUCUUCCUCCUCCAUGAAGCUCUCCUCCAAGUCCCUCCUCAGCCCCGGCCGAGCCAGAGGAGCAGACCCCAACUCCCAAAUCUCCCUAUCCUCCUCCCUCAGCCGCCGCCUCAAAACCAGCGGCAGCAUGAAGGGCGGCCAAGCCUCCCCGAUGUUCCCGAACGGGGGCACAAACAAAAAACGUGGGUGCGCUUUCGAAAACCCAGAACCCUCCUCCCCUAAAGUCACGUGCAUUGGACAGGUGAGGGUGAAGACCAAGAAACAGGGCAAGAGAAUGAGGAUAAUUACCAGAUCCAGGCGCAGGGGAACCGAAGCGAGUUUCAGAAGAACAGAGAGCUCCAACAACAAUACAGCUACUCAAAGUCAAGAGCUUUUCAACAACAACUUCCAAAGCUUGCACUUUCCGAAUCACCAGAUCAAUGGAAGUAGUAGCAAUAGUAAUAAUCAGCAGGAAUGCAUGAGGCAGAGAAACCAGAGGUGGGUUCAUCUUCCCCUGACGAUUUGCGAGGCCCUGAGGGCUUUCGGGUCGGAGUUUAACUGCCUGUUUCCGAACCGGUCUUCGUGUUUGGCGACUGACAAGGAGAAAGAAGAGAGUAGUAGUAGUAGCAAGGAGGUGAGAUCAGAGAGUGGAGGGUCGUCUUCCUGCGGUGCGGUUUUUGCGAGGUGGUUUGUGGCGUUGCAAGAUGGGGACGGGAAAGGGAGGGAGAUUGAGCUGGUGGUGGGGGACGACCAGGAGAGGACGGAGAGGGGGAGUGAUAGCAGCGGCGGCCGUAGCCAGCGGAGGCAGGUGUUUGAAGGGAUUGAGUUCAAGGAAGAGAGAUUCAAUGGGGGUGGUGGAGCGGUGGAGGAGGAAGGAGGGAGAGUGAGUAUUUGUGUUCCUCCGAAGAAUGCGCUUUUGCUUAUGAGGUGCAGAUCUGAUCCGGUUAAAAUGGCUGCACUUGCUAAUAGAUUCUGGGAGAUGCCUGCUGCCGAGGAAAAUGAAGAAGAUCAAGAGGAUGACAAUGAGGGUAGUAAUGUAAAAGCAGAGAAAGUUGCUGGAGGAGAAGUCGUUGAGAAAAUGGGAACGGGGUUGGAGGUGGAAGCGGCGGCGGAGGCGGAGUCGGCGGAGCGGGAGGAUGGAGAGUGUGAGGAAUGGGUUCGCGAAGGCGAAGAGCAUGGAGAUUCGGAAGAACUAGUAGAAAGCUUGGGCUUCGAAGAAGACGAGGAGUGGAAAGAAGAUUUGGAUGAGGUCUCGGAAAAAUGUCUGCAAAUUUCUGAGGAAGUGCGAGACAUUAAAGAGAAAAUCGAAUGCCAAGUGGAAGAAGAGUUCUUCGAACAAGACGAGGAACGAAAAUCGGAUGUGACGGGACAGCAAGCAGUGUCGGAAGAUUUGUGUUCGACAGAAGUUGUCGUAGAUCCGGAAAUUUUGGAACUUGAAGAACAAGAAGAAGAUGAAGAGAAAGAGGAGGAAGUGAGUGAGGCGAAGAUUCCAGAACCUUCCAUUGUUUCUGUACAGUCAGAAGAACUGGAAGGAGAAGAAGAGAAAACGGAGGCUGAAGUUGCAGAGGAGUCGACGGAAGAAGAAACAGAGACAGUGAUGGCAGAUAGACCCGAAUCGGAUCCCGAGCCGGAACCAGAACUCGAAAACCCGAACAUGCAUUUGGGUACUGGGUCGAAGCAGGUCGGUCAAAACUCCGUCUUGCCGGACUGCCUGCUGCUAAUGAUGUGCGAGCCGAAGCUGUCGAUGGAGGUGUCCAAGGAGACAUGGGUAUGCAGCACGGACUUCAUCCGGUGCCUGCCGGAGCGACACGUCAAGAAAAUCGACGUUCCGAAUGAGGCGAAGAAGCGGGUGAGCAUCGACUCGAAGCCUCCUUUGGCGCCGGUGGUUCAGCAGCAGGUAAUGAUGCAGCCACCGCGGUCGUCUUGUUCAUUUCCGGUUCAGGAAGGUCCCGUGUCGAUGGCGACAAUGAUCGGACAGAAGCUGGUGGGGUCCGCUGGUUACGAGCCGUUUGUACUUACGCGCUGCAAGUCGGAGCCGAUGAGGUCGGCGGCUAAGCUAGCGGCGGCGCCGGAGACGUGUUUUUGGAAGAAUCGGAAGCUGGAGCAGCAGAGGCAGGCUGCGAUGGGCGUUGGCGCGGCUGGGGUAGGGUUUUGAGCCGGAGAUAAUUAAUUUGGAUUGUGAAAAAAAAAAAAAAUAUGUAGGAAGUUUGUACGAAUAUGUAUGGGAUGGGAGUGACUAGGGUUUUGCAGAGUGCUAAAUUAUUGCUCUCUAUUUUCGUUUGUACAUUUUUAUGUAGGGAUGAUUUUCUAUAAAUUCAUUUUUGUGCUGCCCUUAUAAUUUUAUUAUUUA
Malus domestica (apple) is the source of this 2630-nucleotide messenger RNA. RefSeq lists its product as uncharacterized. NCBI's taxonomy places the organism in Eukaryota, Viridiplantae, Streptophyta, Magnoliopsida, Rosales, Rosaceae. The record is from RefSeq and is a predicted model, not a curated record.